AUGGGAAUCCUCUAUUCUUCGAACGAAGAGCAUACCAAGUAUUUCCACCAUGGCUACCUGAUGAACACUAACAUAAGGGUCCAGGAGGACUUGGAGUUGUAUUCAUGCAAGUUCUUGCGCAAGGGGGAGAACAGAAUCGUCCGCAAGCUACGUAGGGAAGUGUUGUACGGAGCAACCUUCGACUACCUGUGCAAGCUCAGGAUGCUCACCUAUGACACCAAGAGAAGCAUGCCGCCCUACUUGCUUAAGGUUUACAACAUGUACGAGGACGCGAACAGUGUGCACGUCGUGAUGGAGAGUUGCACCGGAGGAUUCCUGACGGACCAUCUCCUGAACGGCAAUAUCAUCAGCGAGCGCCUCCUGGCGGAGUGGUUCUCCCAAAUAAUAAUGGCCAUGUCCUUCUUGGAGGAACAAAAUAUUUACCACGGAAAUCUUAAUGGCUACUGUAUCUAUUUGAAGGACCAGAAAAGAGACGAAGUGAGAGUGAGUCUCUUAAGCAAAAAUAAAAAAUACGACAACAUAGACAACAAAGGAGAUUUGUAUGGAUUAUUUUUCAUCAGAUCUCUACAGGAAAUCAAAAAAUUAAGUCACGACAAGAAUAAUACGUGGUACAUUGGUCUCCUUCUCUACUUUAUGUUGACCGGUUCGUUUCCAUUCCUUAGCAAAGACGCUUUGCAAACAUAUUCAAAAAUUGCACACGAAGAAAUUUCCUUGGCCGAUUUGAAAACACAGUAUAGAAAACUGGAAAGUCCAAUUUUCGACUUUAUAAAGCAGUGCCUGGAGAAGGACUACGACAUGCGCCCAUCUCUCCGCCAGCUUGCGCAGCAUCCAUGGAUACGGGAUCGGGAUCAUCUCCCCCACUACAACAUCGUCGAAGAGAAGACGCGCAGGGAGGCCAGAGAGCUAAUCUACUUCCUAGAAAACCGUGUCCUCAAAACGGACGAGGACUACGAGCAGGACGAGAUGAAUAAGAGCUGGUGA
This is a messenger RNA of Plasmodium knowlesi strain H, 981 nucleotides long. Its product is annotated as protein kinase, putative. Lineage: Eukaryota; Apicomplexa; Aconoidasida; Haemosporida; Plasmodiidae. The record is from RefSeq and is a predicted model, not a curated record. Gene Ontology annotation, biological process: peptidyl-serine phosphorylation; intracellular signal transduction; protein autophosphorylation. Gene Ontology annotation, cellular component: cytoplasm; nucleus. The transcript is spliced from 4 exons. Gene Ontology annotation, molecular function: calcium/calmodulin-dependent protein kinase activity; calmodulin binding; calcium-dependent protein serine/threonine kinase activity. Bases 1 to 981 code for a protein of 326 amino acids.